GGAAGGAGUGCAUCCACCUACUUUCCCUGAAGCUACCAUCACCACCCUGAAAACGGUCUCACAGAAAUAAGUGGCAUUAGGGACCACACGUAAUGAGAGCCAGAGAGAAGAAUCUUGGAGCAAGAAGCAGGGAGGUGAGCAACAGAGCUGCCGCUGUGCCUCAAGCUUCCAACGCCAGCUCACACACUUUGGGGCUUCUCUCUCUCUCCAGAUUUAGAGAAAGCAACUAGAAGACACCCACAGGCCAACAUCUUUGAGGACCCAAGGAAAAAGUCCAAGUGGGCCUUAUUCUAGCCUGACAUGGAUGCAGAAGCCCCAGCUGAGCCCAGAGAACGAAAGGUCACAAACCAGAGCACAGGAUGGAGAAUGAUCUUGGUCCUCAUACUGUGCCUGCUACAAGGCUCAUCCUCAGCGCCUUCACAUAAAGAUCUCCAUCUCAGAUGGUGGCGGGCUGGCUCUCUCCCCUCCAAGACUCACCUCUGUGCUGUGGACACGUUUCCAUCCUCAUUACCCUUCUGGCCUGACGAGCAUUCCUUCGCAGCUGCAGAUGUGUUGAAGGGCCCAAGGCUGGUGUCUGGAGAAGCCGGGGGAGCUGUCAUCAUCCAAUGCCAUUAUACCCCCUUACCUGUCAACAGGCACCAAAGGAAGUACUGGUGCCGUCUGGGGCCUCCAAGGUGGAUCUGCCACACCAUCGUGUCCACCAACUACUACACUCACCACAAGUACCUUGGCCGUGUGGCUCUAGCAGACUUCCCACGCAGUUGCUUCUUCGAGGUGCGGCUCUCCCGGCUGACCCUGGAUGAUGAGGGGCACUAUCGCUGUGGUAUUGGAAAUAGAAACAACUUGCUCUUCCUCAACAUGAAUCUGAUCAUCUCUGCAGGUCCUUCCAACAUGGCCCCCACAACCCCUCCAGCUCCCAGUAAACUCAUCACAGCAUCCUUUGGGACAGCAUCUCCAGGAACCCCAGGACCUCCUCAGACUCAAGAAUGUGAUAGAAUUGCUCCAAGUGCUGAAACCAGCAAAACCCAGAGAAGACAAAGCCCAGGGACAGACAGGGAAGUAGCUCCAGUAAUGCACAGCCAGGCAGAAGGCUCCAUCAAGACAACAGUCCCCACUGUGGAGAGUCCAGCUUUAAAUCACAGAGGCUUGUCCCGUACACCAGAGGAUGCAUGGACACAGAGCACCGGGAGAUCAGUAACAAAUGACAUUAGGAUCACACAGAGUGAGCCCCAGAUGACAACUACACAGGCCAACUGGCCAGGGGAGGGAACAGAGAGAGUCAGGAUGGCUCUGGGGACAGCCAGGAAGACCACAGAGACCACAAGGCCAUCGGCCUUGAUGUCAGCACAAGCUCCCUGGGAUAUCCUUAGAGAAACACUAGUGGUUUCUCAGCAACAAGCCCUGGGCUCUGUGGAGGGAUCAACUCUGGCUCCAGGCACAUGGACCUUGGAGACCCCCCACUUAGAUGCAGCAUCUGUGAAAGGAAGCACUGACCAGAACCUAGACAGCACUACUGUGGGAUAUGGUGGUCUCCAAGGAGAUAGUAGCUCCCAAGCAACACUGAGCCAGGCCCUAGCAACAGAUCGCCUGAGGCCCACUGGCAAGGGGGCUUCCAUGAAGAGUGCUUUUCCAGAUGAGGAAAGCAGCUCUUGGAUCCUGACUCCCGGUUCAACGAUGCUGGCUCUGUUUCUGCUCGUGGCUCUUGUCCUGAUACGAAGGAAGAUCUGGAGAAAGAGGACCUCUCAGGAAGCAGAAAGGGCACCAAGAGUCACUCUGAUUCAGAUGACACAUCUCCUGGAAGUCAACCCUCCAACCAAAGCAACUCUUCCAUGUGCAAGGGAAAGCACUGCGUGACUUUCCUCCUAUACAAGCCAGCCUGACCAUCCAGGAAAAGGACCCAGGACCCUGAGAAAUGGAAACAGCUCAGUUACGACAGAGCAAAGAUUAGGACCAAACAACCUUAUGAUCCUAGCCCUUUUCAUCUUCCUUCUUCCACCUGCAUGAAGACAAGUGAACAGAGCUUAGAGCCCACAAAGGGAAUAGGAGGUUGGCCAUCUUGGGCCCUGGAAGUUCAAGCGUUCUCUACUUGUCUCCAUCGGUGACAAUAUGACUCAAAGAAGCUUUCAAGAAAAGACCUAGGAAACACUAGAAGAAGCCACCUGGGAUACGUGUGAAAUUUCCAUUUCGGGAAGCUUCCAACAGUGUGGAAAACAACUUUUUUUGGCCAUCAAUGUUAACCCUACUUUUCUAAUGUUUAUUCAGCCUUAAUCUGCUACUCAUAUUUACUAAUGACCGUCUCUAUCAGUUAUGCUUGCUCAAGUAGAGACUCAGCUACUUAGAGCAGUAAUUAUGAGAAGUGGAGCUGUGGCUCAUGUGGUAGAGCACAAGCCUUGAGCAAAAAAGCUAAGGAACAGUGCCUAAGCACUGAAUUCAAGCCUCAGCAGCAGCAUACCCUCACAAAAAGAACAAUAAUUGUAUUUUAUUCACCGCAAGUCUCCAGAGAACUUACAGCUCAGUAGGAUCCUAGUAUCUCUCUGUGGCUGAUUUGCUGUCUGAGAAGGAAUGGGCUCAGUGGCUUCUGGGGACUCACCCAGACAAGAGCUCUGAAUUUCCCUGGGUCUCUGCCCUGUCAUCUGGGAGGCCCCAGAUGGGUCUCUAGUAACAGGUGGUUUCUUUGUUGAGACCAAAGGAAAGAAUGCUUAGCCCGCAUUUAACCCCAUCUACAUUGUGUUACAAACUUUGUGACCCAAUCAAGAUUUUCUGGGAUUUUCCUAAAUUCAUAGAAGAAAGUACUUUUUGGUAAAUUUUUACUUUCUUUAUAAAGUCCUUCUUGUUCACUUAUGAGUCUUUAAGCUCAAAGACUGUUAACAAAACUGGAAAUUAAUGUUGAAGGGUUGAGGUUGGGAACAAAAGAGAGGAAUGUUAUGUGGAUUCUGUCUUAUAACCAUAUUAUCUCAUGGACAUUGGGGAACUUUUUCUCCCUCCCAUAACCCCACUGACUUUUCAGAAAUCACAUCUGGUUUCUUUUUUGUUCUCUUGACAGAUGUGUUAGCAAGCUGUCUG
Molecule: messenger RNA, 3063 nt
Organism: Dipodomys ordii (Ord's kangaroo rat)
Lineage: Eukaryota; Metazoa; Chordata; Mammalia; Rodentia; Heteromyidae
Gene: Fcamr
Product: Fc receptor, IgA, IgM, high affinity
Exons: 7
Coding region: 301-1854 (517 amino acids)
Cellular component (GO): plasma membrane
Molecular function (GO): transmembrane signaling receptor activity
Source: RefSeq, a predicted model, not a curated record